Molecule: messenger RNA, 3116 nt
Organism: Melanaphis sacchari
Lineage: Eukaryota; Metazoa; Arthropoda; Insecta; Hemiptera; Aphididae
Product: putative leucine-rich repeat-containing protein DDB_G0290503
Exons: 6
Coding region: 98-3052 (984 amino acids)
Source: RefSeq, a predicted model, not a curated record
UAUUGUAUUGUAUUCAGUACGCAGUUUGAACAUAUGUAUUUAAAUUGUUAAAAAUUGUAUACACCCCAUAAAUUCAAGGAUUUUGACAUAAAGAGUUAUGGGAGCAGUAAAAUAUGGAUUAUUUUUUUUUUUGCUGUCAAAGAUUCUAUCUGUUGAUUGUUUUCAAAACAAUCCUACAGAUUCAAUACCGUUUCAUGGACAAAAUGCAGGAGCGCAUAACUCGUGGCCAAGUCAACCAGACCAAUCGCUACCUCAAGGAAUGACAAAUUAUAACAACAUGAGAUAUCCUGACCUUCCACAAAGUACUUAUCUGAAUAAUAAAAAUAAUCAACAAUACAUUAAUUAUAAACAACAACCUUCUAUGCCGCAACCGUAUAAUGCACCACAGCAAUAUACACCACAAGAACAAAACCAUUUGCAACCUAUGUCUCAAGCAGUACACCAUAAUGUCCAACACAUGAAUACAUUUCAGCCACCUUUGACUGUAAAUCAAAAUCAACAAUCUCAUGUACCACAAUCGAAUAAUUUAUAUUUACCAUUACAUGGUAGUAGACAAGGAGUUUCUCAUUCUUACGGAACAGUCGGACCUCCACCAAAAGAAUACCAACAACAACUGCCAAUGAACUUAAAUCCACCAAUACAAGAAAAAUUACAAGAUUUUGGUGAAGAUAUGAAUAACGCUAGAAACCAAGGAACUUUGUCGCAAACGACGUCUCCAAUUCCACUUUCAUCAAAUCAGCCAAAAUUGUCUCAGAUACCAUCACAGCCGUCUUUAAAUCCGACAACGAAAGUUAAUUCAACGCCCAACAAAAAUAACAUAGAAAUUAAAGAGAAAGAAUUACUAGAAUGGUUCAAAGAUAUGAAAGACUUCAAUAAGAACCAAGAAACUUUGUCGCAAACGACGUCUCCAAUUCCACUUUCAUCAAAUCAGCCAAAAUUGUCUCAGAUACCAUCACAGCCGUCUUUAAAUCCGACAACGAAAGUUAAUUCAACGCCCAACAAAAAUAACAUAGAAAUUAAAGAGGUAGAAUUACCAGAAUGGUUCAAAGAUAUGAAAGAUUUCAAUAAGAACCAAGAAACUUUGUCGCAAUCGACGUCUCCAAUUCCACUUUCAUCAAAUCAGUCAAAAUUGUCUCAGAUACCAUUACAACCGUCUUUAAAUCCUAUGGUUAAAGGUUCUUCAACAUCUGUUGAAAAUAUUGUGCAAAAUAUGAAUGACAGCGUGUUUUUAGAUUCUGUAUUAGGACUUCCGGAUGAUCAAUUAGAGCCACGUUUUAGUGAUGUCGAGAAAAAUCAAGAUGUUUUAAUAGAUAGUUCUCUAACAGAUAUAAAACAAUUUUUGAAUUCUGAAAAUAUUGAUAUACUAUAUCCACCCAAUUAUGUGUUAGAAAAUCAAGACGAUUCUCAAUUAGUAUUGAGUGAUGAAUACGCGAUAAAUGAAUCACACUCAAAUGAAAGUAAAUCGUUUGUAAAUAAUGAUACUGAAAAUCUACAAAAUGCAUUGAAUGAUAUUACAUUUCCUACAAAUUUUGAAGAUACAAAAUUAAAUGAAGAGUCAAAAUUGGAAAAAGCAAUAUCUGAGUUAUCAAUUUUUCCAUUAGAUAAAGUUAAUGAAGAAAAUGAUGUAUUAUAUUCAUUGGAAAAUUUAAUACCUGACAAACCACCAGAAUUUGAAGAAUUAUCAAAGUACGAUAAUUCAUAUAUUGUAAACACAGAAAAUCCCAAAAACGCGAAAGAGGAUAAUGCUAAAUUAACUGUUUUCGCCAACCCUAAUGAUAUUCAUAUACUUCAACAGUCUCUAACCAAUGAUAAUAGUUAUAUAAAUAAUAAUUUAUUAAAUACUCCAUCGACAGACAUGCCAUUAUUGUAUGGUCCCUCAUUUCCAAAUAGUGUUGAUUACGUUCAACCUUUUAAUUCGAAUGCUAAUAAUCAACUACCUAACUCAUUAUUAAGUGUUAAUCAAAAACCGGUGGGUUAUAAUCAAAUUCCAAUGUAUCUCGCAAAUAGUAAUGAUUAUGAUCAACAAGUUGCUCCUUCUGCUGUUGAUCAAAAUCAAAUGACAUCCAAAAUACAAUCACCUGGUUUGUCGCUAGAUGCAUAUCAACCAAGUUCUAUGGAUAACAGUGGUUCUAUUUACAAGAAAGUAGACUUAAAAAACCCUUCUCUAAAUACUCCUAAUUCGUGGUUUUUAUCAAAAAAAGAUGACACAAAAAAUCUACACCCAAACCAAAAUUACGGGUACACAAGUUAUGAUGGUAAAGCACGUACAAGCAUUUUUGAUAGACCAUUGUCGUCUUACCAAAAUAAUAUUCAAGGAAUUUUAAAUUCACCUUCAAACGAUAUAUUCGCACAAAAUAUGAUAUCCGUAAUUUCAAAUUCGGUUCAAGCACCGUUAGAUGGGACUAAGGCAAUAUUUGACAUAACACGUGCCAAUUUCCCACAUUCUCCAGUGAGUCAUAUAAUUCGAUUAACAAAUUCUAUCGUACAAUCUGUGAUGCUAAAUCUUCGGCAGUCUUUAAAUACAAUCAUAAACACUUUAUACGGUCGACGAGCUAAACGAGAUUUUAAUGGUUUUGAGAUCUUCAACAAUUUACCGGGCACUCUGGUUAACAAAUAUUAUCACCAAUCUACUGAUGCGCCUACGACGAAAAAUAUAAAUUUGCCAAAUUACUAUAAUCAACAAAUUUCAGCAGGUCAACAACCGACCGCAGAUUAUUACGUACGCCAACCUGCAACGGCUGCAACCGAAAAUAUGUUAGGGCAACGACAGACGUAUUACGGUAGCAGCAUCGACCAGAAUUCCUACAGAUCACAAUAUGAUUAUAAUAUUGGUGUUUUACCGCAACCGGCAAACACUCAAAAUUACGUUUUGAAUUCUUUGGUCGAUGCGAUCACAUCUGCAAUACGUUCAAAUGUACCUGAUCCGUACUCAGUCGACGCACCAGAAAUACAAGAAUAUACCCAGCAAGUGAUCGUAGCUGUAGAACUAUUUUUCAAUAAUCAGAUUGAUAACAUACUUCGUGGACAAUCACCAACAUCGAAUAAGUAUUAAACAAUAAUAAUUAAUCAAAAACAUUAGUUUUUCUUGAAUAUUUUUUAUUUAUUUCACAAUUAAA